AUGCCGUGCGAAGGUUGCACUUGUGGACUACGUGAAAAUGGCGGGAACGAAGAAGACAUUCUCGGGCAAACCCCUGUAGGCGUGAGGUCUUUCACCGCUCCAGCGGACGAAAGCGGAGAGCCAGAGGGAGUUGAACCGGCGGUGCCACUACGAUCCAAGCAAUGGUGGAAUAAUCCUUCUGAUGGGUUGGCAGACAUGUGCGGAGCUUAUGUUGAGAGGUAUCUAAACGGCGGUCUUACCAUGAAUGAGAUCGCGAAUAAGCAUAAGCCGAUCAUUGGAAUCGCUCAGACUGGUUCCGACCUCGCACCUUGCAACUCUGGUCACGUUCAGCUCGCCAAGCGUGUUCGCGACGGAAUCAUCGCUGCUGGUGGUACACCAUUUGAAUUCCCGUGCCAUCCUAUACAAGAGACUACGAAACGUCCAACUGCAUCCCUCGACCGAAAUUUCGCGUACUUGUCGCUUGUAGAAGUACUUUUUGGGUAUCCUAUGGACGGAGUCGUUCUUCUGACUGGAUGUGACAAAACUACUCCAGCCCUCUUGAUGGCGGCGGCUACGGUUAACAUCCCUGCUAUCUGCAUGAAUGUGGGACCCAUGUUGAAUGGUGAGUCCUUUGUCGUUAUAACCGAGCUGAAUGGUACAGGUUAUGCUGGUCAGCGUCUUGUCGGUUCGGGUACCGUUCUAUGGGAUGCAAGAGCUGCUCUGGCAGCGGGCAAAAUUGAUCAAUUGCAAUUGAUGCAGACCGUGGCUACGUCUGCUCCCAGUCUUGGACAUUGCAAUACCAUGGGAACAGCUAGUACAAUGAACGCCUUGGCCGAAGCACUUGGUAUGGCGCUUCCCGGUAGUGCUUCAAUUCCUGCACCUUAUCGAGAAAGGGGUGCUUGCGCAUAUCAGACCGGGCGUAGAAUUGUCGAUCUCGUUCGGGAAGAUGUCAAGCCUUCCGAUAUUUUGACGAGAGAGGCCUUCGAAAAUGCCAUUGCCUUGAAUACCGCCAUUGGAGGUUCCACCAAUGCACCAAUCCAUCUCAACGCUAUCGCCAAACACAUUGGAGUUCCACUUUCCAAUCAAGAUUGGCAAGAUGUCGGUUAUAAAUUACCGUUACUAGUGAACAUACAGCCUGCUGGUGAAUAUCUAUGUGAAGAGUAUCAUCGAGCUGGCGGUCUCCCUGCCGUGACUGCCGAACUAAUCAAGCAUAAUCUUCUUCCUCAUCCCGAUGCUUUGACGGUCUCUGGCAAGUCAAUGGGAGAUAAUUGUCGGAAUGACUUUUCGACCGAUCGUCGAGUGAUUCGCUCUAUCUCAAACCCCGUCAAAACUUCAGCGGGUUUCCUGCAUCUCUCCGGAUCCCUGUUCGAUAGUGCUAUAAUGAAGACGUCCGUGAUCAGCAAAGCGUUCCACGACCAGUAUCUAAGCAACCCAGACGAUCCGAUGGCUUUCGAAGGUCCUGUAGCGGUGUUCGAUGGUCCUGAAGACUACCAUCAUCGUAUAGAAAAGGGAGAUGACAUACAGGCUGGAACAAUUCUUAUCAUGCGAGGAGCAGGUCCACAAGGCUAUCCUGGAGCCGCUGAAGUCGUGAAUAUGAUACCUCCUGGUCGUCUGAUCAAGAAAGGUAUCGAAUUACCGUGUAUUGGUGAUGGACGACAAUCCGGUACCUCCGGUAGCCCCUCAAUCCUCAAUGCAUCACCCGAAGCGGCCACCGGUGGAAAUCUUGGUCUUCUCCAAGAUGGCGAUGUCGUACGAAUUGACUUAGCAAAGGGGCGAGCGGAUAUCAAGGUUGAUCCCGAAGAAUUGAGGGUAAGACGGGAGAAGAUGGGUCUAUACAAAGGUCCUAAGAGUCAGACACCUUGGCAGGAGCUCUUCAGAGAGAAUGUCAGUGAGCUCUCGGAAGGUAUGGUCAUACCAAAGGCAGUCAAGUAUCAACGUUUGGCUCAGACUGCAGGUAUACCCAGGCGUAAUCACUAG
Messenger RNA from Kwoniella botswanensis, 1956 nucleotides. RefSeq names its product dihydroxy-acid dehydratase. Gene Ontology annotation, molecular function: hydro-lyase activity. NCBI's taxonomy places the organism in Eukaryota, Fungi, Basidiomycota, Tremellomycetes, Tremellales, Cryptococcaceae. The record is from RefSeq and is a predicted model, not a curated record. The transcript is spliced from 6 exons. The coding region runs from base 1 to 1956 and encodes 651 amino acids.